Molecule: messenger RNA, 2374 nt
Organism: Oncorhynchus nerka (sockeye salmon)
Lineage: Eukaryota; Metazoa; Chordata; Actinopteri; Salmoniformes; Salmonidae
Gene: fam168b
Product: family with sequence similarity 168 member B
Exons: 7
Coding region: 179-781 (200 amino acids)
Source: RefSeq, a predicted model, not a curated record
CUCGGAAGUGACGCCGGUUGCUGGAGGAAUGUUUGUGCGCAGUGAGAGCCAAGCAGAAAACAGCAGCGUCAACCAGAGACAGUGAGAACACAAAUACAAUAACCAAAAGUUAACAUCUGAGCCUAAAGAACAGCAGUCGGAAACUGAGAAAUUACAACCUAUCUGAACAGUGUGCAUUAUGAACCCAGUGUACUGCCCUGCACCAACAGGGGUCCCCUAUGCCAAUCAAAAGGGACAUUUAGUAGGAUACCCAGCUGGAUUUCCUGUGGGCUAUGCAGCCUCCCCUGCCUAUGCCCCCAACAUGUACCACCCUGGAGCCAACCACCCAGCCUUCCCCACAGGUUACGCUCCGGGCACUCCUUUCAAAAUGUCCUGCUCGCCCACCACGGGGGCAGUCCCACCUUACUCCUCGUCUCCCAACCCUUACCCUGGAGCAGUAUACCCUGUGAGAAGCACCUACCCCCAACAGAACCCCUACGCUCAGCAUCAAGGCACUUACUACACACAGCCGCUGUACGCAGCCCCGCCCCAUGUCAUACAUCACACUACAGUGGUCCAGCCCAAUGGGAUGCCAGCAGCCAUGUAUGCCCCGCCCAUGCACCACCCGCCUCGCCCCCACAAUGGUGUUGCCAUGGGGAUGGUAGCAGGGACCACUAUGGCCAUGUCAGCUGGAACAUUGUUGACGCACUCCCCGAAUCCCCUCGCCCCCCACCAAGUCGCGAUGCCCACAUACCGACACCCAGGCACGCCCACCUACAGCUAUGUGCCUCCCCAGUGGUGAAGUGAUGGCACUGUCAGAAGAUGGUAGAUAUGCAUCGACACUCCCGUCCAGUGUGCUACAGCUGAUGAUGAUGAUGACCCCCUUCAGCUGUUCUUCCUUCCUUUUGUAUAGGCGUGAUGCGAAUCUGAAUCCUAACCAUCCAUCAACAGGUCUGUUCAGAACGGGAUGAAGAGAAUCUUCCCACUCCUGACUGUUGCUGUUUGGAUUAACGCUAUCCCAGAAUCCUUCGCUCACUCUGCUGCAUAUCUUCCGUCAGAUGGCUACUGGAAGUCUCCUCCAUGCAAACUUGUGUUUUGUGGACUGUCUUUAGAAAUGUGUAGUUAACUAUUUUAAGUCGUUAAAAGAGAGUUUGGAUGAGUUUUUAUUUUUGGGAUCCAUAUCGAGGUAAAUGCGUGUGUGUGUGUGUGUGCUAAAUAACGCUCGCUCAAUCUACCUGAGACAUGCAAAAUCACCAAAAAGAUUGAAUCUAAAGGAACUAAGAAUAAGAACUGCAAUUGUUUUAGCACUGAUAUCGUGUCUUAAUUUGAAACCUUAAAUAAGAAAAGGGGGGGGGGGGGAAUAGUUUCAUACAAACUUAAAGAUGGAAUCCUCAGUAGGGAGGGGGGAACGGUGCCACUGGCUGCCCCACCUCUUGUGUCAGAGGGGGAACAACAGUGUUGGUUGUUUUGCAGUGGUAACAUCACAAACUGAUAUGGCUGUUUCACCAUUAACGAUUCCAGCGUUAGGAUUACUACUCAAAGCCGUGCGGGUUUUUAUUUGACUUGUUUUUAGUAACGUUGCUGGCAGAGUAUUAUUUCCCUAGAUGAAGCUGUGUCAACAUUUUGUCUGUUGGGCCAUUAUUAUUAAUUUUUUUUUGUAGUUUGGGAAAAUUAUAUUUUUUUGUUAGUGUUGAGUUUUGUGCCUCUGUGUCCAUUCCAACACUAAAUCAUUCUCCACACUCUUUGCCCAUUGGGAGAUGUUGUGGACACAGAGUUCCAACGUUCUUAAACAGAUCAUUUCCUUUCCUCUUGGACCAUUUGUCCUAAGAUCCCCAACAUCAUGACAGCAGAAUGACCUGUCGUGACAUGUGAUCGAUUACUGGUCGCAAAGGAAAGUCAUCUAUUGACAACUACUUGGACUCAGUCCUGCAGACAAUGAGUGAUUGUGUAUAAUUCUAUUUUCAGAGGUUUAAACUACUGAAAACGGUGCAUGUACAGAUGCAUGUAUGUAUUAUACCUGAACAUGUCUACUGAUUCCUUUAUGUCAUUGGUUUGGGCUUAACCACACCAAGAGCCACAAACUUUUAAAAUCAAUGCUAACCUGAGACAUUUUCAACAGGUUUGAGACUUUAUUAAAUGUAUUAUAAUGUUCUAAGCACUACUGGAAGACAAGACACAUUCAAUUCUUAUUUGAGACACAGUUUUAAGGAAGCCAGUACUUAACUGAAGUGAUGUCUCUCCCAAGUUACCUCAAGACUCCACCAGAACUCACCCGAUUUAUAUCAUUGUCUGAGUCACUCUCUAUCUAAUCUAAGUCACCUCAGUUACUGAAUCUGUUUUGUAAUGUGUUUUUGGGUUGUUGAGAAAGACUACAAAAUAAAAACUAUUAUGAGAA